Passer domesticus (house sparrow) is the source of this 764-nucleotide messenger RNA. RefSeq names its product olfactory receptor 14J1-like. Lineage: Eukaryota; Metazoa; Chordata; Aves; Passeriformes; Passeridae. Gene Ontology annotation, biological process: G protein-coupled receptor signaling pathway. Gene Ontology annotation, molecular function: odorant binding; olfactory receptor activity. The record is from RefSeq and is a predicted model, not a curated record. Gene Ontology annotation, cellular component: membrane. The transcript has a single exon. Bases 1 to 588 code for a protein of 195 amino acids.
AUGUGCUACGACCGCUACGUGUCCAUCUGCAAACCCCUGCACUACGGGACCCUCCUGAGCAGCAGAGCUUGUGCCCACAUGGCAGCAGCUGCCUGGACCAGUGGUUUUCUCUAUUCACUGCUGCACACAGCCAAUACAUUUUCCCUGCCCUUGUGCCAUGGCAAUGCCCUGGGCCAGUUCUUCUGUGAAAUCCCCCAGAUCCUCAAUCUCUCCAGCUCCAAAUCCUACCUCAGGGAAUUUGGACUCAUUGCUAUUACUGCCAGUUUAUCAUUGUGUUGUUUUGUGUUCAUUGUUUUCUCCUAUGUGCAGCUCUUCAGGGCUGUGCUGAGGAUCCCCUCUGAGCAGGGACGGCACAAAGCCUUUUCCACCUGCCUCCCUCAUCUGGCUGUAGUCUCCCUGUUCCUCAGCACUGCAAUGUUUGCCUACCUAAAGCCCACCUUCGUGUCCUCACUAUCCCUGGAUCUGGCCCUGUCAGUUCUGUACUCGGUGGUGCCUCCAGCCCUGAACCCCCUCAUCUACAGCCUGAGGAACCAGGAGCUCAAGACUGCAGUGUGGAGACUGAUGACUGGAUGCUUUCAGGGACAUUAAACUGCUGGCCAAUUUCAGCAAAUAUCUUCUAAUACAUGUCUUCUUUGCUAUUUCUUGGUGGUUUGAUUUUGUAAGGUUUGUUUUCCUUUUUUCACUUUUUUCAUAUGUUCCAAAUAAAAAUGUCAUUUUUUGUGCCAGAUCUCAUUUUGUUUCUCUUUGCCUUCUGUGGACACAGA